AUGGCUUCCGAAAACACUCUCGUUCCGCUAUCGAAAGAGGAGUUGACGAUACUGGCGGAACAUGCCAUUGAGGCCAAGCAGAAAGCAUAUUGUCCAUACUCAAACUUCCGUGUGGGGGCCUCGGUGCUGCUCUCAACAGGGACGUACCACACCGGCUCCAACGUCGAGAUCGCCAGCACCCCGAACGGCAUCUGCGCGGAACGCUGCGCGAUUGCUCCGAUCGUGGCGUCGAUGAAGCGACCGGAGAUGCCCAUCAUCCGCGCAAUCGCCGUCAGUACCGACAUCAGCCCUCCCGCUAGCCCCUGCGGCAUGUGCAGACAGUUCAUCAACGAGUUCGCCGUUUCGGAUGAUCUGCCCAUCUACAUGUAUGGCAAGAAUGGCUUGGAGGGCGAGGUCGUCAUGAUGACUAUCGGGCAGUUGUUGCCCAUGAGCUUCAAGCGCCUCAACUACGAGCAGAAUCGGGAGGAGAGGGGCCCGGGUGCGAGGCGUGUUUAG
Molecule: messenger RNA, 495 nt
Organism: Exophiala bonariae
Lineage: Eukaryota; Fungi; Ascomycota; Eurotiomycetes; Chaetothyriales; Herpotrichiellaceae
Exons: 2
Coding region: 1-495 (164 amino acids)
Cellular component (GO): cytosol
Molecular function (GO): cytidine deaminase activity; zinc ion binding
Source: RefSeq, a predicted model, not a curated record